Microcebus murinus (gray mouse lemur) is the source of this 3675-nucleotide messenger RNA. The record is from RefSeq and is a predicted model, not a curated record. Lineage: Eukaryota; Metazoa; Chordata; Mammalia; Primates; Cheirogaleidae.
GCGUCCAGCUCUGGUCCCCCCGGGGAGCAGGCGGCAGCCCUGCGUGUUAGUGGCCCAGUGGGGCGCCCACUGUGUGCGGGACACUGCUUUAAGACUCUUGUACGAAUGAACUCGUUCAACCUCACGACAGCCCCAGCUGGUACCGCUUCCCGCCGUGCCCAUUGUACAGACAAGGAGACUGAGGCCUGGGAGUGGCAGAGCGGAGGUUCGAAUCCCAAAGGCAUGCUUCUCCCUGUUUCUCUCUCUCUUCCUGGAGGUGACUCAGGCCAGGUGGGCAGCUGGGGGACAGGGGAGUCCGUCGCUGUGAGGCGAGGCAGCCACACUUUGCUCCCAGGCCUUGGGAAUGUGGACCCAGCUCGGCCCAAUUGUUGAUUUUCCAAGCGAAUCCGGAACACCAGAGUUCUGCACAAAAUGCCCUUUGCUCACUGUCGGCAACCAAUUCAAACAUAAUUUGAUUCUUAGAUUGCUGCCAGCACAGUUGCCCAGGAGUCUCUGAGUUUUUUUUUUUUUUUCCUUUUACCAUUUUAUUGACAUAGAACCUGUGGACAAAAUUUCUGUCUACAGAAAAGUGUUCAACACCUCCCCGCUGAACUUGGCGAAUGUUUUCAGCGUGAACACAGCGUCAAGCCCAACCCUGCUCCUGCCCCGUCCCAGGCACUGCCCCGCUCCACGAGGGCACGUGCCAACAUGUGUUGGUUUUUUUUCUUUGCCAGUUGUACACACAGCUGUUUCCAGGAGUGAUCGGGGGUGGGAGGGACAGCUGAUUCAAGGAUCAUUGCUGUAGAGACCAUAUUUCAAGUAGUUGUCUUGAUCAUCUCAAAAAGUUUUGGCUGACUUGUGGUCCCACCUGAAUAUAAGAUCGUUUUCAUUUUUCUCCCGCUAUGCGCUGAGCUCACUUCAGAGACGGAAGCUGGGCACUGUGCCUUUUCCCCGUGGCUCGUGUAUGCCUGCAUUAUGGAAAAAACAUCUUUCAUCCUCUACCUCUCUGUAGGAACACUCCGGACAUACGCCUGUUUCAUGAGGGUCUGCCCUGGCCGCCGGCGCGGUGGAACCGGUGCGAUGAAUGGGUAGGGGACGCGGGGCGUGCGGAAGGCGGCAGCGCGGAACAUGCCUCCGCCAGCCCGGGCUUCUGCCGGCCAGCCGCGCUCAUGGCCCGCGCGGGCCCGUCCCUGCCCGGCGUGCUCGACGUCCUGGGCGCCGCAGGCCAGGACAAGCUCUUGCGCCUCAAGCACAAACUGAAGCCCCUGCGCGCGGGCUGCCAGGGGGCCGGCCUCCUCCACGCCAUGGUGCUGCUGACGCUGGGCCAGGACACGGAGGCCAGGAUCGCUCUGGAGGCGCUCAGGGCGGACGCGGUGGCGCGGGAGGUGGCGCGCCAGUGGGCCGGCGGCGUGGACGGCGUGGACGGCACUGAGGCCGCCGAGCAGCCCCCCGACCAGGCCUGGGCGGUCGCCCGCCUGUACCACCUGCUGGCCGAGGAGAGGCUGUGCCCGGCCUCGCUGCGCGACGCGGCCUACCAGGCGGCCCUGCGCGACCUGGGCGCCAGCGAGGACCGCCGGCUGGCGGAGCUCCGGGUUGAGGCCCGCGACCGGUGCGGCUGGGACGUCGUCGCGGACCCGGGGGGCUUCCAGAGCCUCCACUCCGACCGGGGCCGCCUUCCAGAGUCCUCAGCUCCGCCCUCUGCCACCCGCAGCCUGCCUCGCCCCAUCGACGACCCGUCGGGCUGGAGCCGGGGCCGCUCCCUGCGGUCCACCAGCCCGGCCUCGCUGGCCAGCCACCUGGAGAUCAGCCAGUCGCCCACCGCGCCCUUCCUCAGCGCGCACCGCAGCCCCUGCGGGCCCAGCAAGCUCUGCGACGGCGCCCGCGCCCGCCCGGAGCCCGAGCCUGGCCCCAGCGGCGGCCGGGAGCCCGAGGAGAUGAGCUGGCCCCCGUCGGGGGCGGCCGCCGCUCCCCGGCAGCUGCCGCGCUCCCCGGAGCGCCCUGCGGCGGCCCCAGCCCCGGCCGCAGCCCCUGCCGGCCGCCCCGGCACCCCCGACGCCGCGGAAGCGCGCGCCCGCUGCCCCGUGGAGUGCACCGAGGGGGCGCCCGCGCCUCUCCCCGCGCCCCUCCCGGAGCCCGUGGGGAACCCCUGCCCUGGGGCAGACCAGACGCCGCUCCAGCUCUCCCGAGGAGACGCCACGUGCCCAGAUACCGAGCCAUGCCCAGCUGCUCCCUCUGUGCCCCAAACGCCCGGUCCCCAAACGCCGCCUUCUGCUCCUCCUCCGCCGUCCCCUGGCUCGGCCUACGUGGCCUCCGCGUCCCCUGGCUCGGCCUACGUGGCCUCCGCGUCCCCUGGCUCGGCCUACGUGGCCUCCACGUCCCCUGGCUCGGCCUACGUGGCCUCCGCGUCCCCUGGCUCGGCCUACGUGGCCUCCGCGUCCCCAUGGGCGUCCUCCCCCGAGCUGCCACUGGAGCAGAAGUUCUACAACUUUGUGGUCCUCCACGCCAAGGCGGACGAGCGCGUGGCCCUGCGGGUCCGGGAGAAGCUGGAGGCCCUCGGCGUGUCCGACGGGGCCACCUUCUGCGAGGACUUUCAGGUGCCCGGGCGCGGGGAGCUGCGCUGCCUGCAGGACGCCAUAGACCACUCGGCCUUCGUCGUCCUGCUGCUCACCGCCAGCUUCGACUGCCGCCUGAGCCUGCACCAGGUGUGCCACGCCCUGAUGAGCAGCUUCACGAGACACGGGUGGCAGGACUGCGUGGUCCCCUUCCUGCCGCUGGAGAGCUCCCCGGCCCAGCUGCGCUCCGACACGGCCAGCCUGCUCGCCGGCCUGGUGUGGCUGGAGGAGCACUCCCCGGUCUUCGCCAGGAAGGUGGCCAACACCUUCAAGCCCCAGAAGCUUCGGCGCCGCAGGGACAACUGGAGGAGGGAGCAGGACGCCCGGGCCCUGCGCGCGCGGAGCCAACACCUGGAGGGCGAGCGGGCGCAGGCGGCGGCCCUGGGCGCCGCGCACUCCAGCUACGUGCAGAGCUGCCUGGCCUGGCAGGCGCAGAUGGAGCAGCUCCAGGGGGCUUUCCGGAGCCACAUGUCGCUCGGGACUGGGAUGCCCUUUGCGGCUGCGGGACCCUUCGUGGGGGGCCAGGGACCCCAGGGAGCCCCGCCGCCCUUCCCCAGCUGGCUGGGCUGCCCGCAGCCACCGCCCCUGCUGCCCCCGUGGCAGGCGGGCGCCCCGCCAGCGGCCUUCCCGCCGCCGCCCGCACCGACCUUCCCCCCCGCGUCCCCGGCGCCCCCUGCGAGCCCGGGCCUGCAGCCGCUCAUCAUCCACCACGCUCAGAUGGUGCAGCUGGGGCUCAACAACCACAUGUGGGGCCGGCGAGGGGCGCAGGCGCCCGAGGACGAGACGCAGGAGGCCGAGUGACCCGCGUCCGGGUCACGGGGACACCUGGGGACCCCGGCCUGCCCUGCCCGGGACGGCGGGAGGCCGGCCCUGCGCUCGGGACCCUGCCGGCCGCUCGUCUCUCAGGACACGGCAGAGCUGGCUUUGAGGACCUCCUGGCCUUCGGGUGGCCGGAAGGGGACACUGUUUACGUUCUCUGCCCAUCUCUGGGUGGGGGGUUCUCGGCGCUGGGCGCGUUCGCAGGGUCCCUCAAUCGUAAUAAAUAUUUAUUGAACGCCGCCGCAGCGGCCUGCUCUCGGGGCGA